UGUUGUCCAAAGUUUGUAUUAAAUGAUUGCUAUUAUCAUUGACUUAACAAUUAUUAUCAUUAAAAUCAAGAUCUGAACCCAAAUUUACUCUAAUUUUUUCACAAACACUACUUCUUGUAAUAUUUGAAGAAACAAUUUCUUAAUAAAUUAUUUCAAUAAUGUUUUUGACCACAAAUUGUUUUAUAUCAUCGAAAACUUUGGUUAAUGUUUUACUGCGAAACAGUGGUCGCAAUAUCACCGCUGGAAUCAAUGGUCACAAGAGAUGGACACUAAAUACUCUAAAUAAUGUAAGACAUUUGUCAACUGUCCCAUUGACUCAGUUAUCUGAAGAAGAAUUGGCAAUGAAAGACAUUGUUAAGAGAUUGUCUGUCGAAAAGAUCCAACCGUUGGUCAAACAGAUGGACGAACAGUCAAUGCUCGACAAGAGUGUCAUUACAGCGCUCUUUGAAAAUGGGUUAAUGGGAGUAGACAUUGAUCCCAAAUAUGGUGGCACCGGAUCGUCAUUUUUUACAGCUAUGCUUGUGAUUGAAGAAUUAGCAAAAGUUGAUCCAUCGGUCAGUGUUUUUUGUGACGUUCAAAACACUUUAGUGUCGCAAACCUUUCAUCGAUUCUCUUCUGAAGAACAAAAGGCUAAGUAUUUACCACGGAUUGCAAACGACACCGUCGGAUGCUUUUGUCUGUCAGAACCAGAUUCAGGUUCGGAUGCAUUUGCUAUGAAAACAACAGCUGUAAAGCAAGGGGACAGUUGGGUAAUAAACGGAACCAAGUGUUGGAUCACGAAUGCAGAACACGCCGGCAUAUUUUUAGUCUACGCUAAUGUUAAUCCAGCGGCCGGUUAUAAGGGCAUCACUUGUUUUGUUGUCGAUGGCGGAACUCCCGGUCUUUCAGUUUCCAAACACGAAGACAAAUUGGGUAUCAGAGCUUCGAGUACAUGUCCUGUCAUUUUUGAUAAUGUUAAGGUUCCAGAGUCUCAUGUUAUUGGACAGGUAGGACAGGGAUAUAAAUACGCUAUAAGCACCUUAAAUGAGGGUCGUAUUGGUAUUGGAGCACAAAUGUUAGGUUUAGCUGAAGGCUGUUUUGAGCACUCGGUUAGGUAUACAUUAGAGAGAAAGCAAUUCGGACAACGAAUUUUUGACUUUCAGGGAAUGCAACACCAAAUUUCACACAUAAACGCCGAGAUUGAAGCCGCAAAACUGUUGGUUUACAACGCGGCCCGACUUCGAGACGCUAAGAAACCGUUCAUUAAAGAAGCGGCGAUCGCUAAAUAUUAUGCCUCUGAAGUGGCCGCUCAUACAACCACUAAGUGUGUCGAAUGGUUGGGUGGAGUUGGCUUUACCCGCGAUUUUCCCGUUGAAAAAUACUAUCGAGACUGUAAAAUAGGUGCCAUAUAUGAAGGAACUUCUAAUAUACAGCUCAAUACUAUAGCUAAACAUAUUGCUGAAGAAUUUAGUUAAACAUAUUAUAUAUUUUUAAAUUGAUUUUUUAUACUCAAAACUAUAGAGAAAUCUCCUAUUUUUAUAAUUGAUUUUU
Oppia nitens is the source of this 1530-nucleotide messenger RNA. RefSeq names its product short/branched chain specific acyl-CoA dehydrogenase, mitochondrial-like. Gene Ontology annotation, cellular component: mitochondrion. The record is from RefSeq and is a predicted model, not a curated record. Bases 159 to 1454 code for a protein of 431 amino acids. The transcript has 6 exons. Gene Ontology annotation, molecular function: acyl-CoA dehydrogenase activity; flavin adenine dinucleotide binding. NCBI's taxonomy places the organism in Eukaryota, Metazoa, Arthropoda, Arachnida, Sarcoptiformes, Oppiidae.